This is a messenger RNA of Ophidiomyces ophidiicola, 4719 nucleotides long. RefSeq lists its product as uncharacterized. Lineage: Eukaryota; Fungi; Ascomycota; Eurotiomycetes; Onygenales; Onygenaceae. The transcript has 6 exons. The coding region runs from base 1 to 4719 and encodes 1572 amino acids. Gene Ontology annotation, molecular function: small GTPase binding; ubiquitin binding; guanyl-nucleotide exchange factor activity. Gene Ontology annotation, cellular component: endocytic vesicle; cytosol. Gene Ontology annotation, biological process: vesicle-mediated transport. The record is from RefSeq and is a predicted model, not a curated record.
AUGCCUCCUUCCGCUGAAGCUCGCCCCUCUGGUCCUCCCGCAGUAGACAGUAAACACACCGAAGUGGAAGAGCUGUCUGAGGUUGGCGGGUGUGUCAGUGACCAGGACGCAGCUUCGUUAGUUGGGACCAGCUUGAAAUCUCCCACCCCGGCCGGAGAUGCUCAGAAUACUACAGCACCCUUACUGGAAGCUAUGGCUGAGUCUAAGAAAUCACAAAUUCCUCCUGCCGGAGCCGUUAUAGAAUUGAAUUCCCGAAACGAUGCUUCCAAAGAAUCUUCCGAACAACCUAGCGAAGUCACCAGUCCCCCUACACAACCAAUGGACGAUCUAUCCCUCUCGUCGAAACGAGCUGCCAGCAGUAUACCCAGCCUCACCGUCUACACUAAUGCCGAUCCCACUUCUUCUCCCCCUCCUCCACCACUGAAAGACAACACUUACAUAGAUCCCACGCCAAAGACUCCCCAAGGCCCACUGUCCCCAAUCAGGACACCCACCUUCGCCCACAAGGACCUACCAGAUGUUCCUCGAGAUGUCCAAACUAUUGAUAAGGGUGAGGAUCGAGCCGGUGUGGCAGGCGAAGGGAGGAAGAGUGAAGACUCGCAGUCCGAGAUUCAGAGCAUAAUGGAACAAUUUGCCGAUGAGACGACUAGUCUAGGCAAGGAGGAAAUAAUGUCACCCAGGCUGGAACUUGCGGCACGUCCACCCUUUCCCCCACGGAAAUCUAGCCUGGAACCCCUCGUACCAGCAGACAGCACAGACGAUCCGCAGCCCGGUGCUCGGCAACAUCGCUCGUCCAUUCUAUCUAACUCUUCCCGACGGUCGCUCUCACCACCCGCUGUCCCUCCGAAAUCUCCCCCCAAGACACCCCAUAAAGCCUCUGGUGCUGAACCCAUAGACGCCACGGCCAUGCAUGUGACCGGGCCACCGCCCCCAGAGCCAGAACCCGAUCAACCGUUUGACUUCCACCGGUUUCUCGAGCAAUUACGGCAUCGAACUGCUGAUCCAGUCGCCAAAUUUCUUCGUUCUUUCUUGACCGAGUUUGGCAAACGACAAUGGAUGGUUCACGAGCAAGUGAAGAUUAUCAGUGAUUUUUUGGCUUUCAUAACGAAUAAGAUGGCUAUUUGUGAUGUAUGGAAAGAAGUUUCUGAUAUCGAAUUCGAUAAUGCGAAAGAAGGCAUGGAAAAGCUCGUAAUGAAUCGGCUAUACUCGCAGACUUUCUCUCCAGCAAUACCGCCCCCUCCCCCGCUCGGUCGUAUUCGAAGUCGGAGCCGGAGAAAAGAAUUGGAAAAGCAGCAGGGCCCCGGAAGGCGGGGACAACAUCAAGAGGAUGUUGAGCGGGAUGAAAUACUAGCUCAAAAGAUCCGGAUAUAUAGUUGGGUGCGAGAAGAACAUUUGGAUAUCCCUUCAAUUCGGCCAAACGGCCAUAGAUUUUUAGUUCUGGCACAACAAGAGUUGCUGAAAAUCAAAGGUUACCGGGCGCCAAGAGACAAGGUCGUGUGUAUUUUGAAUUGUUGUAAGGUCAUUUUCGGUCUUUUGAAGAAUUCUAAGGAUAACGAUACUUCUGCGGAUUCUUUCAUGCCCCUUCUAAUUUAUGUGGUUCUCAAAGCCAACCCCGAGCAUCUGGUGUCGAACCUUCAGUACAUACUUCGAUUUCGCAAUCAAGAAAAGCUCGGGGGAGAAGCUGGUUACUAUCUAUCUUCAUUGUCUGGAGCUAUACAAUUUAUCGAAACACUUGACCGGACCUCUUUAACAGUCAGCCAAGAAGAGUUUGACCGGAAUGUUGAAGAAGCUGUCUCUGCAAUCGCCGAGAAGAACAAAGAAACUGAGAGCCUGCUUGACUCUGUAACCGAAAAAUCAUCAGGCUCGCGAGAUAUGACACCUCGAAACUCCGAAGAGCAAGGGUCAAGAUCCACCGACUCACACUACGCCUCCAACUCGGAGGAUAACCCUGCAAUGGCUGGUCUAUUGAGGACAAUCCAGAAGCCGUUGACGACGAUAGGCCGGAUAUUCUCGGACGAACCCGACCCGCAACGACGAACGGGCACUACGCCCCCGCAGCAGAACGUAGCUCUCUCUGCGACGCCAUAUCAGCAGCACCCAACUUGCACCAGUGAGAGAAGGAGUGGCGAACGGCAGCGAAGCCAACCAGAAACUGCCACGCCCCUGCCGCCGCCGAGUAGAUUCGAAGCCCAAGAGGCAGCGGCGCGUCAAGCGAGUGCGGAAGCCGCCGAAGCGCAUCGGAUCCAGCGCGCCGAGCACAGUGUGGUUGUAGAGACGCUGUCUGGCAUGUUUCCCAACCUCGACAAGGACAUCAUCAACGAUGUCGUACGCAUGAAGGAAGGAAGUUUCUUCGCCGCUGCUGUUGCCGCUGCCAUCAACCUCCCCUCGCAGCCAGCCACUCCAUCUCCCGACGGCCACGAUGGCGACGACGAAGAAAUCGCAGGCCAGCCUGGCCAGCAGCGAGACGCGUGGCGAGAGCUCCGUGCCGCCCGAGGCCGCGACGCCCAAGAAGCGCGACCAGGGCCGGCCGCUGUCGCUGUCGCCGCCGGCGCUGAUUAUCUGCCGCAACAAGUACGUGGCGGGCUCCCUGGGCGACUGAUGAGUGAUGAGAUGAGUGAUGGGCUCCUACUGACGGGCGGCGCGCCUCGCAGGCACUGGCGGUACAUCUCGUCCUUCCACGGGCCGUGGCUUCAGCUGCCGCCGGACAUCCUCGAGACGCUGUCGUUCAGCAACUACGCCUCGCCGCGCCCGCACCCCAUCGACCCGGGCGUCUUCUUCGACCUCGUCAAGAUCCGCCGCGCCAUCGAGGAGGCCACCGACCUGGCCGUGCGCGCCUCCAACGGUACCACCUCGUCCGCCCUGGGCAACUCGCUGCACGCCGCCAACGGGCUCUUCGGCAGUGGCAGCAACACCGUGCUGGGCCUGGGCAUCGGCGGCGGCACCGCCAGCGGCCAUGCGAAGCUGAGCCGCGAGCGCCGCCACCGCAUGCGCGAGCACGCCUCGCAGAAGCUGGCUAAGGCCUACCGGCUCGACGAGAUCGCGGCCAGCGUUGCCACUAUGCAGUCGGCGUCCGCGCUGGAGGAGGUUGCCAAGCUGGUGCUGCAGCGCAACGAGGCCGACUGCGAUGCCAAGUACGUGCAUUUCUUCCAUGAGAAGAUCCCGUCGCGCUCGCUGGCCGCCUGCACUACCCUGGGCCCGCUGGACGAGAUCAUCGCCGCCCGCCCGCGCGAAGGCUCGACCUUUCGCACCCGCGCCGUUACCAGGCUGUUCAAGGAGGACUUCGCUGGCGCGGCAAAGGACCUUACGGAAGGGUUGAGUGUGUAUCGGCUCUAUAUGGCGGCGCAUCGGGACGGUAAGGAGGGCGCGGAAUCGCCAAAGGAGACCAAGCCGACUUUGGAUAUUCGAGAUGAGCUGAGAAUCAGUGAGAAAGACCAGCCUACGGGACUGGAGGCCCAGAUCCUGUUCCAUCGAGCGGGCGUCUACUUGAGUAUUGCGUCUCAACACGUCAAGUCCGCCCUGGACGACUUUCAGCUGUCCCAGAGCGAACGUGUCCCAGGCCCUGAGGCAGAACAGGAAGGCGAGAGCGCGCCAUCACUGUCUGCAGCCGGAAAAGCAGCAUACAACCGGUGGCUGGAGGCGCGGAAAAUCGUCAAGACCAAUGCGCGGCGGGCGCUUCGUGACUACAUGACUUUCCUAUCUCGCUUUGACUACACUCCAGGCCUUUCUUCUGAGGUUGCGGAGGCGUUUCUACGAAAGGUGAAUUACACUUCGUCAGGCAAUUUUGGCAAGCCGCGCCGCCCACGGAACCAGUCAGGGGGGAAUGCGCUGGAACCCGGUAAUGAAGACCAUGGCAGCGCUGCCUCUCAGCCAACGACAAUUGUCUACAAAGUCUCCGAGCUGUUCGCUUCCCAGCCUCCUCAAGAUCUCCCUCCCUUCCCUGCCGAAUCCCAAGAAAUAGUGCCUGCAUCUCAGUCUAACCAUGCUAAUGAGGAACGAUCUUCCCAUGAAGCCGUUACCUAUCACCCUCUUCUGACCGACGCCCUCCAUUCCGUUCUUCUCUGCCACGCUCUCGUCCAGACAUCCUCCAAAGAACUCCUUCGCCAUGCGUACAUGGUGGCCCGGAUCGCACGCGUCAGCGACGGAUACCCCAUAUUCCUCGGCCCACGCUCCCCUUCGCGCGCCGACUGGAUGGAGGUCAUCUCUCAUGCUAAGGAUUGGAUCGACCUGCCACAAUCAUGGGAAUCGCUCUGCGCGCCGACCCCACUGUCCCAGAGCGGCGAUAGCUUGGACCUAUCGAUGGAGGAAGAGCGCGAGACGCGAAAGCAGGAGGCCAUCUUGGAGGCAUUGGGCGAUGAUCGAGUUUUUGACGAGGCGACCUUCCGUGCUGCCGUCCAAGCGCGAGAAAAGAAGGCCGAGGAACAGCAGCAAAAGCGGCCGCGGAAGCUGAGCGGCCAACAAAGUGCUUCUUCGAUGAUCAAACGCUGGGCGCAAGAUGACGGAAGAGAGUAUCCGAUUUGCACCGAGAGGGCGGAAGGGAUUGUUCGGUGGGUUCAGGAGGCACCACUGUCCACCGGCGAGGGUCGGGCGAAAGGGAAAAAGGGGCGCAAGAAGAAGGCUUCGAAGACAGAAAGCGGGCCUGUGGGUGAUGCUGAGGCUAGGGAGGAUCAUGCCGAACAGCCGAUAACGCCGAUAGAGGAGGGUUCUCAUGAUGGCGAUUGA